GCCCCGCUGUCAGCGCACCUGCGGCUGCCGCAGAGCCGGGUCGGCACGGCGCAGAGCGGCGGCAGGGCCAUGGGCACCACGGCGGGGCAGCAGCUUCGAGCUCUCUUCUACGUGCUGUCGCCCGGCGAGAGCUCCUUCCGCACGCUGGAGGAGGUGCCCGACUACGUAGAGAAGAGCAUUCCAUUCUUCAUUGCUUUUAUUGUGUUAGAGUUUGCUGUCAGCUGGGUUCAGCAGCAUAAACUGCCAGGUCGGAUCAACGAUGGCAUAAGUUCUCUUUCAUUGGGUAUCCUGUCUCGACUUCCAGAUGUUUUAUUCAGAAGUGUUGACCUAGUUAGUUAUAUCUAUGUAUGGAAUAACUACAAACUCUUUGAACUGCCCUGGGACUCACCAUGGACAUGGUAUUUGACGUUUCUGGGAGUGGACUUUGCAUACUAUUGGUUUCAUCGCAUCAGUCAUGAGGUUAAUAUACUGUGGGCAGCGCACCAGGUACAUCAUAGUUCUGAAGAUUACAACUUGUUCACAGCCCUGAGACAAUCCUUUCUGCAGAGAUACACCUCCUGGAUGUUCAACUUACCCAUGGCUCUUUUCAUUCCACCAUCAGUGUUUGCUGUUCAUCUGCAAUUUAAUCUACUUUACCAGUUUUGGAUACAUACAGAGGUUGUCACCAACAUUGGUCCAUUGGAGUGGAUUCUUAAUACGCCUAGUCAUCACAGAGUUCAUCAUGGUAGAAAUCCUUACUGCAUUGACAAAAAUUAUGGUGGCACACUCAUUAUCUGGGACAGGAUAUUUGGAACAUUUGAGGCAGAAGAUGCUAAAGUUGUAUAUGGCUUAACACAUCCAGUAAAUUCAUUUGAACCCAUCCUGCUCCAGUUACGUCCCUUGGCUCAUAUUUGGAAUACAUUUUGGGCCACACCUGGAUUCUGGAAUAAGCUUUCUGUCAUAUUCAAAGGGCCAGGCUGGGGACCAGGCAAACCUAGACUUGGCCUUCCUGAGGAAAUCCCAGUGGUCACUGGAAAUGAAGUUCCCUUCAAUCCAAGUGUACCAGCUUAUCUUAACUGCUAUGCAGUGGUACAUUUUGCUGUAAUAAUGGAGUUGUAUAUUGAUCUUCUUGCUACUGUGACUACAUUAUCACAGGAAAAUAUUCUACUGAGAAUUGGCAUUAUCAUUCUAUCCCUGACCUCUUUUGGAUUUCUUAUGGAGAAUAGACCCAAAGCAAGAAUUUUGGAAAUCAUCCGCUGCUCAGUCUUCUUAGGAGUAUACAAACUUGGCUACUUAAGAAAUCAACUUUCUUUGUUGGACUACGCAUAUGAAGAAAAAAGGCAUAGACGUUUGAAGAACUUUUUAGAUCGUAUGAGAAUUCUUUCUGGGAUGGAAUUCACUGAACACUUUGACGAUAGAGAUAUAUUUGACUGGAUGUAG
Molecule: messenger RNA, 1419 nt
Organism: Phasianus colchicus (ring-necked pheasant)
Lineage: Eukaryota; Metazoa; Chordata; Aves; Galliformes; Phasianidae
Source: RefSeq, a predicted model, not a curated record